UUUAUUUUCGUAUUGAACCCACAAUCUGGCUGCAUUUGCAUUUGCAUUUGGAAAUGGCAAAUUGCUUGAUGCAACUCAAUCAGUGUGGCUUUCCGAAUUGUGCACAAUACUUUGCCAGUCAAUAUGAUCUCACUGCACAUAUUGAAUAUACACAUAUUCCUGUAAUUGAAGAAGAUGUGAAGCGGAAAACCCUAUUGGCAGCAAGCGUUGCGAACGGAGAACAGCCGGUUCAACCUGCACCAAUGAAUCUACCGCUUAGUUAUUAUAGUCGAGUAUUUCGAACAGCGUACCGCCCGAAUCCUAUCAAACCAGAGCCGCUGAAAGUUUCAUUUAAUCACUACAAACGACGAUCUCAACGAGAUCGACAAAUUCAUCCGAAUCAUAUGGCUUCAAGGAUUCUACGAGAUAUGAUGGCACGGCAGGGAAGGCAUAUUACAAUUGAAGAAGCUGAGAAGCGACUGAUGGAUGUGGAUUUUGAAGAAUGUGGUCCAGAAAAUAAUGAAGUGAGAUUCCGAUGUGCCAUAGUGGAUUGUAAUAAAAGAUACAAAAGCAUGUUUGCUCUCCGAGUUCAUAUGAAAAUAGUCCAUAACGUUGUAGUCUCUGAAGAUGCAAAAAGCCUCACAAAUUAUCCAUCGGAGGACGUAAAGCCCAACAUUUCGGCACUUCAGCAGGCUAUGCAACAUCAACAGAUUCAGCAACAACACCAUCAUCAUCAACAAAUCCCCACAUCUGCACCAGAACCUUCAGUAUCAUCUGGGACACCAACAACAGGAACACCUGCUCCAAAUACACCACUUGCUCAAGGAUCACCGCUUCCUGGUGCUGCUCCAACAUUUGGAAAUCCGGCAACAAAUACAACGUCUUACAAAUGCACAUAUUGUUCAAAAAGAUACAAAACGUCGUCUGGAUUAUCAAAUCAUAUGAUGUCUUCGCAUCAGAAAAUUUCCGAUGUUCAAGACGCCCCUACACCACAAGUAGUUGAGCAGUUGAUUUCACAAGUUCGAAUGCAACGUCAACAACAAGAACAGAAUAGUAUGGAACAAGGUCAGCAAAGAAUCACAGCUCCACCACAAACACCUCAAUCUCAAAACUUGGCAAACCUUAUUAAGAGUUCUUCCCAUGUGAGAUCAUUCUCUGUAACAACGACACAGCAGCCAAUAAGAUUCUCACAACAACAUUAUCAAGUGAAUCUGGAUAAUCAGCCGUCGACUGGACAAGUAUUACAAAUGCAAAUGCAACAUCAGAAGAGGAUGAAGCAAAUGCAAGAGCAACAAGCAGCUCAACAGGCUGCAGCUGCAGCUGCUGCUCAACAGCAACAACAACAACAACAACAACAAGGAAUGCAAAUGCAACAGGCACAAUUCUCGUCAUCUCCAAUAAAUCAGAUGGGACAACAGGGACAACAGCAGCAACAAAUGGGACCACUACCAUCAUUGCAACAUCCACAACAACAACAGCAGCAACAGCAGUAUCAUCAGAUGCCUCCCCAACCUCAACACAGUCCAUAUCCUCAACAACAGCAAAUGCAUCAUCAAAUGGUUCAACAUAGUCCGCAUCAUUACCAGCAACAACAACAACAACAGCAAUAUCAGCAGCAACAUCAACAAUCACCACAAUUUCCAUCUUAUCAGCAGUCUCCACAGCAACAACAGGCUCCACCGCCACAACGAUCUCCGAUUCCACUUUCACAGUCACUUCCUCCUCUCAAUUCGAUGACUCAACAACAGAGGGCUUCAAUGCAACAAAUGCCACCUCCAAAUAGUGGUCCACUUCAAUACUCUCCACCAAAUCAGCAAGGUUUCGGUUCAAUGAUGUCGAGUCCACCCAAUAACAGCCAACAAAUGACUCCAUCUCAACAACCACCGCCAUACAAUAUGUGAACGUGUAUAUACAUAUAUUAAAUGUUUUAACUCUAAAUAUAUAAUAAUAAUUUCCAUUUUCUCUCUCUCUCUGAUCUACUUAUCAAAAUGUCAGAUUAUUCUUCGUGUACUCCCCUCUACCCACCCACCAUCUCUCACUUAUUUUCCCCCAAAUUGAGCUGUUUCGUAGAAGUUUCAACCACACAAAAAUGUGGUUAUUUUCUAAAAUUUAAUUAAAUUUACAAAAUAUGUUACAAGUUUUAUCGAAUUUUUGAGAAAAAAAAACACAUUUUAAUCUAAUUUUAAUGAAGAAAUUGUUUGUUU
Caenorhabditis elegans is the source of this 2183-nucleotide messenger RNA. RefSeq names its product C2H2-type domain-containing protein (gene Y67H2A.10). The record is from RefSeq and is marked reviewed. The transcript has 9 exons. NCBI's taxonomy places the organism in Eukaryota, Metazoa, Nematoda, Chromadorea, Rhabditida, Rhabditidae. Bases 54 to 1880 code for a protein of 608 amino acids.